Molecule: messenger RNA, 1344 nt
Organism: Zophobas morio
Lineage: Eukaryota; Metazoa; Arthropoda; Insecta; Coleoptera; Tenebrionidae
Product: odorant receptor 10a-like
Exons: 6
Coding region: 1-777 (258 amino acids)
Biological process (GO): sensory perception of smell; detection of chemical stimulus involved in sensory perception of smell
Cellular component (GO): plasma membrane
Molecular function (GO): olfactory receptor activity; odorant binding
Source: RefSeq, a predicted model, not a curated record
AUGUGCUUGACAGUUACAAUUUUGGGUGUCGUUCAUCUUCUUGUCGAAGAAAUUAACGACACGUUUCAGAAAACGGAAGCGGUUGUAGUUUUGUCAGAUUCAGUAGCUGCGUGCUUGAAAGUGGCCAUAUUUUUGAAAAAUCGUUCUAGAUUGAUGAAGUGUAUUCAGUUUUUUGGAGAUCCACGUUUUGCGCCCAAGAAUAAUAUUGAAGAAAGAAUUAUGGGUGAGUGUCUCCUCGUAAAAUAUAACAUACAGAAACCCGUCAAGUGGGUCGCAGUGAAUUGCAACGAAUAUGACACUGUCGAAACGGAACAUGUAUUUCAAAGUUUAAAGAAGUGCAUUCUACUUCAUAACGGUAUUUUAGAUUUUGUCGCUGAGUUUGAAAACUGCUUUUCCUUGUGCGUAUUCUCCCAAAUCGCUGGAACAGCAAUCGGACUAAGUUUUUGUUGCAUUGGACUAGCUUUUAAUUCCUUUCAAGGUAUUAAUGGUAUUAUGUUUAUUGUUUGUUACUUGGCGCUGGGUGUACAAUUAUUUUUUUAUUGUCAUUAUGGGACUUUAUUGUACGAAGAGAAUAAGGGUUUAAUAAAUGCUGUUUACAUGAGCCCUUGGUACAUAUAUAACACUAAAGCAAGACAAAUGUUGCUAAUUAUAAUGGAACGCUCAAAAUUACCUCUGAAUAUUACUGCUGGGAAAGUUAUGAAUCUAACUUAUAGCACUUUCAUUACUACCUUAAAAACCAGCUACUCAUGGAUUACUGUUCUAAAAAAUUAUAAUUAAGUAUAACUGGUGCAGGAUUCUAAGAAGAUUUUUUCGUUGCACGUUAUGAAUUCUAGUACCCUUUCAGUUCAUGUAUUUUGUUGUAACUUUUGUUUAUUUUGGAAUAUUAGUUGAUGUUUUAGUUAAGAGCUAUUUUUCAUGAAUUUGUCUAAAAAAAUAUUCAACAACUGACAAACCAAUCAACGUAUAAUAUUCCAGAAGCAAAAAAAAGUUUAUAUAAUUAAAAUAAAAAAUUGAGUAAAUUUAUGUAAACUAGUAAACCUAUACCGCAGAAUGGAAUCUAGAAGCAGGUACAGUCAAAAUAUAACAAAACAUUAGAUUUGACAGGAUUGUUACAAUAUUUUAGAUUUUCAAAUGUAGUUAAUCUCACUAUACCUUUAAUAAAAGUAAUAGCACAAAAAAUCUACAAGUUGUAACACUGGCACGAUUGUGUUUUAAAUCGCACAGUUAAAAUAUUAGUGAUAAACAAUUUAUCUCACAUUUGAAACACAACCGGUACCACAUUAAAUUUUCCAUUGAAAUAACGUUGUCGAAUUUUUGGUUUCAAUAAAGAUUUUUAUUAUGAAA